AGGCACUUGUAAAGGGUAUUUCAAGUGAUUUCACAAAGUUGGAAAAGUCGCCGGAGUUGUCGCCGGAGUUGACCAAAAGUCGCCGGAGUUUCACCGGAGUUCAACCAAGAAGGGUGGAACUUCAUAACACUAGUUCAAGGUUGAAGCUAGGGCUUGCUACUUGCACCUUCUCACGGGUGGUAUCAAAUCAGGAAGACGUGGUUCGUGCUUCCUUAUUUUCUUUCAAACUACCGAACACUUGCUCAUGGAUAUUUGUUCUACUAUAAACUAUUUUUGGGGCUUGCAUGCCCAUGUUGUUGGCCGGUUGUGGCCUAUGACUUACCGUUGAAUAUUUUCCGCUAUUCAUUGGUUUAAAUGUGAUGUUGUUAUGUAUGUUUACUACUGAGUAUGGAUGGAUUGUUUUCUCGAACGCCUUGUGUAAUUGAGUGAGGUUGACUCGUGGGUGACGUCACUUAGUUAUACGGCGGUUGUACACGCGCUUGGAUUGCGGUCUGGGGCGUGACACUCAGACCUGAGCAAGAAGAGCAGGGGCUUCGACCGUGACAAAGUCUUUGAUGGAAGAUAUUGUUAAUUCGUAUAAGAGGAUGUCGAUUGAGGAACAAGUGAACGAGCUUAACUUCGACGAGGAGGUGGAAGAGGGAGGGGAGGAGGCGAACGAACCACAGGUCUUCCCGGUGGUUGGGGUUGUCGUCUCGGACCGAACGGUCAAAUUGUCGGGUUUCCAAGAAUUGAUGGCUUCUAUCUGGCGUCUAGGGAGAGGUAUGACUAUCAAGGAGAUUGGAGAAAAAAAGGUAUCUGCUUAAUUUUAAUCAUGUUUUGGAUAUGAAUCGUGUGCUUGAAGAUGGCCCUUGGCUUUUUGAACGUGAUUUAAUCCUAUUGAAAGCUGUUCAGCCAGAUGACAUCCCUGAAACAAUGACUUUAUUUAAGGCUAGUUUUUUGGUACAGGUUCAUAAUGCCCCUAUUAAAUUUAGAAAUUUGGGUUCUACGACCAGGAAAACUGGUAAUUUUUUAGGCUCUUUUAUUAAAUUUGAGAUGAGCCAAUUUGAAGGUAAACAAAGCUCUUAUUCGUAUAUAAGGGUGUGCUUGGAUGUUCGCAGGCCUUUAAAAAAGGGCACUACUUUAACAAAAAAUGUGGUUCAGCAUUGGGUGGAUUUUAAAUAUGAAAAACUACUCAGCUUUUGCUUUUUGUGUGGUAUAAUUGGACAUUCUGAUAAAUUCUGUCCUUUAAAGUAUGAAGAAGGCUUUGUAGUUGAAAAGUCUUUUAGGAUGGAACUCGGUGCAGGGGGGUGAAGACGAGCCCAACAGGACCCAAUAAGUGGCUAUCUAAUACAGCCUCGAGUUCAGGAGGAUACAGAUAUCAGAUGAAGGCUUAUCUCGGGGGAGAAUUUUCGGCUGAGUCAAAGGCCAAUAUGCAAUAGAACGAGAUAGAAGAUAGGGAAGAAACUCCUGGAGAUACAAAGCGAAGGAGAAUCUGGGAUAAUCAGGCCAAAGGAGACAUAGCGGGUGAAGGAAUGGCUCUGGAUGGGCCAAAAAAUGGGGAAGCGGCGAGUCAGCUGCCUUAGACCCGCCGAGAUUUUAUUGGAUGGUGCUGGCAAGGAAGACUAGUGGCGGUGUUAUCUUUAUUUUCUGUUUUGUUUGCUUUUAUUUUGGAGACUAUGUUCUGUUUUGCUCUUAUUCUUAUGUUAUUUUGCUUUGUAAGACUCUUGCAUUAGGUUUGGGGAUGAAAGAUCUACGGUAACCGUCAUUGGCUUUAAGUUGCCCAAUUCAGGUCUAGCAAGUUAUACUGCUUUUUUACAGGUGGUUAACUCUCAGUCUCGGCCACGAGCGGAUGGUUAUUUGUGGUUCUUUUAUUAUCCUGUACCCCUGCUGAAUGCUAUUAUUAUUAUGAAUUAA
This is a messenger RNA of Cuscuta epithymum, 1893 nucleotides long. Lineage: Eukaryota; Viridiplantae; Streptophyta; Magnoliopsida; Solanales; Convolvulaceae. The record is from the annotation of a GenBank genome assembly.